Leopardus geoffroyi (Geoffroy's cat) is the source of this 3361-nucleotide messenger RNA. RefSeq names its product short stature homeobox (gene SHOX). Gene Ontology annotation, molecular function: sequence-specific double-stranded DNA binding; DNA-binding transcription factor activity, RNA polymerase II-specific. Gene Ontology annotation, cellular component: nucleus. The record is from RefSeq and is a predicted model, not a curated record. Gene Ontology annotation, biological process: regulation of transcription by RNA polymerase II. NCBI's taxonomy places the organism in Eukaryota, Metazoa, Chordata, Mammalia, Carnivora, Felidae. The transcript has 5 exons. Bases 577 to 1458 code for a protein of 293 amino acids.
ACCGCGCGUCACCGUCGCCCGGGGUGCCCUCGGCGUCUCCGCGUCGCCGCGCGCGGACCCAUCCUGCGGAGACGCGUUCCGGGGGCGCGGGGCCGGCGGGAACCUCCCGACCAUCCGUAAACUCUUCCUCGAGUUUCGUUUCCGCCAGCCAUUGAGGGGAUGCGGGUACCUGUUUGGGGCGCCGGCGCCUGCGCCCGCCCGCGCGCGCGCGCUCUCUCCCUCUCCCUGCAAAAAUUGGAUCUCUAGGUCCCCACACCGAGGUGCACAGACGCCAAACAGUGAUGAAAUGAGAAGAAAGCCAAUUGCCGGACUGGAGGUGGGGGAGAGAUAGCGUCUCUGCGUGCGCCCGCCGCCGAUCCGGGCGCCCUAAUUGCUGUAGACAGGGAGCGCGGGGGGCUGGGCCGAGGUAGCGGUGUAUAAAUAGUGAGAUCUCAAGUUGAAAGGCAUAAAUAACACCAGAAGGGAUCUACCCUCACACGGACAGUCCUCUCCGCGCGGGGAGGCGUGCGGACCUCAGCCCGGCUCCCGGCCAGCCCCGCCGCGCCCCCCGCGGACCCCGCAGCCCCCCGGGCAGCCAUGGAGGAACUCACGGCUUUUGUAUCCAAAUCUUUUGACCAGAAAAGCAAGGAGGGCGGCGGCGGCGGCGGCGGCGGCGGUGGCGGCAAGAAGGAUUCGAUCACGUACAGGGAAGUUUUGGAAAGCGGACUAGCGCGCUCCCGGGAGCUGGGGAGCUCGGAGUCCAGCCUCCAGGACCUUACGGAGGGCAGCGGCCACUGCCCGGUGCAUCUGUUUAAGGACCACGUGGACAGCGACAAGGACAAACUGAAAGAGUUCGGCACGGGGAGGGCUGCGGAAGGCAUCUACGAGUGCAAGGACAAGCGCGAGGACGUCAAGUCCGAGGACGAGGACGGGCAGACGAAGCUCAAGCAGAGGCGCAGCCGCACCAACUUCACGCUGGAGCAGCUCAACGAGCUGGAGAGGCUGUUCGACGAGACCCACUACCCCGACGCCUUCAUGCGCGAGGAGCUCAGCCAGCGCCUGGGGCUCUCGGAGGCGCGCGUGCAGGUUUGGUUCCAGAACCGGAGAGCUAAGUGCCGGAAGCAAGAGAACCAGAUGCAUAAAGGCGUUAUCCUGGGCACCGCCAGCCACCUGGACGCCUGCAGGGUGGCCCCCUACGUGAACAUGGGCGCCCUCCGAAUGCCUUUCCAACAGGUUCAGGCACAGCUCCAGCUGGAAGGCGUCGCGCACGCGCACCCGCACCUGCACCCGCACCUGGCCGCGCACGCGCCCUACCUGAUGUUCCCGCCGCCGCCCUUCGGGCUGCCCAUCGCGUCCCUGGCCGAGUCGGCCUCCGCCGCCGCCGUCGUGGCCGCCGCCGCCAAAAGCAACAGCAAAAACUCCAGCAUCGCCGACCUGCGGCUCAAGGCGCGGAAGCACGCCGAGGCCCUGGGGCUCUGACCCACCGCCCGCGGCGCGCCCGGCCCCGGCCCCACGACCCCGCCCACGCUGCGUCCCGCACGCGCCCCCUCCGCGCCCCCCGAAGGUUCGCACGGACGCCCUGCAGCGAGCGCGCGGGCCCUGGGGCAGCGGCCUCCCCGCUCGGGGCAGCCCGGGGUGGGGCCCACCACUGGCCUAGGGAGGGGGCCUUCCGGGGCCCUCACGACCCCGCCAGACCCUCGCAGAGACCGUGCGGAAGAACGCAGGUGACGCUCAGACCACCCAGCCCUUUGCCGCGCUGUCUGCACUUCCUGGGACCCUGCGCCAUCGGGAGCCCCUGUGUGCCCCUGUGCGCCCCGCGCGCUCCUGUGCGCCCCCGUGCGCUCCCGUGCGCCCCUGUGCGCCCCUGUGCUGCCGGCGGCGUUCCUACCCUGUGCAUGUGGCUUCCUACUCGCCUUUGGAAGAUCUUAGAGUCUAUUAAACAAAAGAUCUGGGGCUGGUCUCCGCUGAAGAUACCAACACUUUUAUUCACUGCCACGAACUUGCUUUUUCGUCUGAGGAGGUUCAGGACGGGUAUGGAUUUCAAUGUGGACUUUCGCCUGCCAGGCAGGGGCCAUACUCUGCAGCAAUAAGGAACCGCGUCUGAGGACCUCCACAAGGUGGGGUGGGGGUGGGGGAGACCUGGUUCUCCCAGGUUGGGACCGUUUUUUUUGGGGAGGGGGAGGGGGUUGAACCUGAAUGACGAGCACGGUCUUCACGCACAUGUUUGGCCCCAAAGCACCGAGUUUAGGAUUCCUUGUGCCAUACUACAGGCGACUUUAUAACUUUUCCAGCAUUUGAUUCCCGAAUUGAUGAUUUUUUUUUUUUUUUUUUUUUUUUUUGCUGUUUUACAGAAUUCAGACGCAAAUAACUUGCAUAGAGACACAGGGGCGGGUGGUUUUAAGGUAUGAUACUGAUGCAGCAUUAACUUUGGUGAAAUGCAGUUAAGUGCAAUACUGUAAAUAUUAUAGAUUUAAAAAAAAAAUAGCCGUGCACUCUUGACCCCGUCAGCUUCGGAAUUCCAAGGGCAUUACCCUCCUCCUGCAUGCUGCGGCCCGGCCAACUGGGGGCCCAUCGCCAAACCCGAGGCGGGGGGGGGGGGGGGGGGUGUCUGGCGUGGGCCGAGCAAGACCGGGGGCCUGUCAGGAUGUGACGCUGCUGGCUGAGCUGUUUCUGAGAAGGGAAGAGUGGGUGACGUCCUCCGGGCAGCGAGUUUGAAGACAGUGUUUUGUAGCCGAGGUCCCAGGUUUUACUUCUCCUCUUUUCUUUUUUGUUUCUCCCUGAGUCCCCCCCAGGCCCCCCUCCCGGCCGCGUUGUGUAAGCACCACACGGCGACUUAGUUGAGCAGGUGGCAUGGGAUAGGAAAGUCGCUUGAAAUGGUGUAGCCACAGGGUUCGGGGUCCCCAGCGAUGCACCUGAGUUUCGGGCGAGGCGCUUUGCGGGCACUGCGUGGGCUCCGGGGGCCACGCACCAGGGCUGGGCUUGUCUACCUCGGAGAGACGCCUGUGUUUUUGCCUUAGGGGCCGAGGGCUGCCCAGACGGAAGCGGCUUUCUCCAUCAGUGUGCCAACCCCUACCCGGCCGUCCAGCCAGCGUUUCAUGAGCUGCACGCGUUCAUUCUGUGUCCAAAACACGUUUCGCUCUUUCCGGAUUUGGCCUUGGCGGCUGUCUUUCCUUAUCCCCGAACUUUGGUAUAUUUUCUUCACGAGACAGAAAACGUUUCCUUCCGGGCAAGGAAACAUUUUCUACCUUUCCACGGGGCUGAGAUGCAGACACGUUUGGAUGCGUCUCAUUUCUGUCAUCUGAAAUUCUUUAUAGGAACCGAAAGGCCCCUCCGACAUUUCCCCCCACCCCCUGAAAUUUUAAUAAAUCUCUAAAAUGACAGA